GAAGAUGUGGAAGACGGACGGCUCGACAGCGAGCAUUCCGAGAGCCCAGCCGAUGUGGAGUCCGAUCGUGCUCACUCUAUGAUGACAAAGGCAGCUGCAGCGGCAGCCGCGGCAGCAUUCUUUUUGUCCGGGGCCGAAGUGGGCAGCCUCUCUUCGCAAGCUGCAAACCUGACCUAUCCCUUUCACUCUGUUCUCUAUGCCUCUCCGCCCACCUCAUCGGCCUCCUCCUCAGCCUCAACUUCAUGUACUCUGCCCAAAGGCCUUGGCACCAAAAGCGAUAUCCACACUCUUUGCACCAAGUCAUUGGACGAGUUGUCGAGUCUAGAAAGGGACGCUAAGUUUUCCCAACAAGUCACACUACAGCCGCUUGUCUCAAUGGUCAAUCCACAUUUCUCAAAUAGGCAGCACCCCAGCCAACCUCAUCACCGUUCUCCACAAAUCUACCGCCAUCAGACACAUUACCGAGGACCGGAUGAACUGAGUGAUGCUGUCUCAAAAGUAAGUGAAUCUCCCCUCCCCUCCAACAGAUUGUCCAGCUACUCUGGAGCCUACCAAAGUGGCUUGCUUGAGUUUCAUCCUUCCACAGGUUUCCCAAGUCAUCAGCAGAUUUACAGUGAUUUUCACUUCGGCACUACGCCAACCACCUGUCCGGCAACUGCCACCACCCCCACCUCAACUUCUUCCUUCGUCAGCGGUCUGGCCAGCCAUGCCGACAGCACCAAUCAAGGGGUGGGGCCUCUGAGUUCUCCAUUCUCUGGAUGCUUUGCUGCCUACCCCUUUGAUGGUUGCCGGGGUGGCGAGGUGGCGCAGCCACAAUCUGCUGCGUCGGCUUCACAAAGUCCCAGCGAAUUGGGCUCCCACAUGACAUACCCACAAAGCCCGACCUCUCCGGGCCUGGAAAACUCCGGUUUGCGAGUCACCUCGCCUCCUCAACACAGCCUUCUUCAGACGCCCAACUCAGAGGCCCACCUACAAUCACACCUUUACCCUUCGUCCUAUGAUCAUCCUCCCCUUCCUCCACUUUCCCAUCAUCAUCUUCAUAGCCUCGCUCACCACCCUCCUCUUCCACACUACCUUACCUCUUCUCCCCCCUGCCCUGCACAUCAUCACCUUGGCUCACAGACAAAUCCGAAUCUUGCCCAUGCUACACACUCCCUCAAUCAGUACUCACUUCCCACUCGCCAACCACAGACGGCUGCCGAGCUUCUGCUCAUGCCUUCAGGGCUCUAUGUUUCCACUCCCUACGAAUCAGUAAACCGAGGCUCAGCUUUAGGUCUACACUCCUCCGUGUCCGCCUCCUCCUCCUCCUCGUCCUCCUCUUCCUCGUCGUCUUCCUCUUCCUCCUGCUCCUCGUCUUCCUCCUCCUCUACCUCUUCUUCUUCCUCUUCAUCCUUUCCACAAACCAUAACCACAACUUCGUCAGCUCCCCUGCGACUCAACUCUAUCACAGCCUCGCAAAAUGAUUUGGCCUCCACGUGUGAAACACACUUGUCUCAGGCAAGUACCGCGGAGGCCAUACUGACGUCACCACCACCACAACCACUGACCAUGGACUCUAGAUACGGUGACUUCGGUCUACCCGGACCCGAGCACGAUAUGGUA
Messenger RNA from Protopolystoma xenopodis, 1602 nucleotides. The record is from the annotation of a GenBank genome assembly. NCBI's taxonomy places the organism in Eukaryota, Metazoa, Platyhelminthes, Monogenea, Polystomatidea, Polystomatidae.